GUUUCUUUUAUGCGUCAUAAUUUAGGUAAUUGAGUAACCGAUGCAUGUGUAUGCAUUGAGGUGGAUUAUGCUAAUCCCAGUUGGUGGAACCACUUUGCAUAAUAUGCUGUAUGUAAAUUGUGUUGUUUUAGGUCUCUUACAGUGCUAUGGUAUGUCCAUUCGGUAGAGCCACUUUUGCAUUCGUUGCUGUUUGGCUACAUGCUUUUGUUAAAGUUGGUGCAAACAUAGUUUAAUAUCGCAUCCAUCUAUGAAAUAUGUAACAAGAGAAGACGGCUAUCUCUGUACCUGUACAUAGGCAACUAUCCAUAUUCUUAACUUACAGCAGUUAGUUCAAUCUUAAUCUGUUUUUCCAAACGAGACACUAUGUCUUCCACAGGACCUUGCAAAAUAAGCAGAACACAACACCGUUAAUUACCAGAAACUGAACCUUAUUGAUUUUUGCCUACAACAACAACACCAACAACGAAGCCUUUAGCCCGAAACAAGUUGGGGAAGGCUAAAUCUGAAACCCAUAAGAUCUCGCAAUCAACUCAUGGUUCUGGCACAUGGAUAGCUAGCUUCCAAACUCUCCUGUCCAUGGCUAGUUCUUUGGUGAUAUUUUUGUCCUUCAGAUCUCUCUUUACGGACUCCUCCCAUGUAUGGUCUAACCCAACCUCUCUUAACAUUACAACACGCUUUAGCCGUCUGCUAUGCACUGGAGCUUCUCGAGGCCUGCGCUGAAUAUGCCCAAACCAUCUCAGACGAUGUUGGACAUACUUCUCUUCAGUCGGUGCUGUCCCAACUCUACCCCGUAUAUCAUCAUUCUGGACCCGAUCCUUCCUUGUAUGGGCACACAUCCAUCUCAACAUGCGCAUCUCAGCUACACCUAACUGUUGAACAUGUCACCUUUUAGUCGAUCAACACUCAGCGCCAUACACCAUUGUGGGUUGAAUUGCCGUCCUAUAUAACCUGCCUUUUAGCUUUUGUGGAACUCUCUUGUCACAGAGAACGCAAGCUUUGUGCCACUUCAUUCAUCCGACUUUGAUUCGAUGGAUCACAUCUUCAUUGAUAUCACCAUCCUUCUGCAACAUUGGCCCCAAGUAUCGAUGGUGUCCUUCUGAGGUACCACCUGCCCAUCAAGGCUAACCUCCUCGUGCCUAGUAGUACUUAAAUCGCACCUCAUGUACUCGGUUUUAGUUCUACUAUGCCUAAAACCUUUCGGUUCCAAGGUUUUUCUCCAUAUCUCUAAGUUUCUAUUAACCCCCAUCCGACUAUCAUCGACUAGCACCACAUCAUCCGCAAAGAGAUACAACAUGGGAUAUCUCCUUGUAUAUCCCUUGUGACCUCAUCCAUCACCAAAGCAAAAAGACCGGCCAGGGAGUAAACAAUCUUCGUUGGAACAUUACGUGUGCAAAAGUACUCUACAACACCAGCGUAGCUCAACGAGGAGUCUCGAGUCCAUUGUGGUGCGCAACAUCACGCCCACCAGCUCGACGAGUGCAUGGCGCACAUUCACACUGGCAAUAGGGCCAUCAGAGGUCACCAGGAUGGGAGGUUGCAGUAGUAGCAGGUCUUCUCGUGCGCACCCACUUGCAUCCAUCUCGCCGCCGCGCUAACCAUCGUCUCUGACCGCUCUGGUUGUUCCCGGUGCCGCUGAACCGUGAUGCCUUAAGUCGUCGCCCGCCACAUGCUGGAGCUCAUCACAUCAGGAUGAGUGAUUGGGGAUGGGUCGUCGCAUGGCCAGGGCUCGUCGGCCAUGCGCAGGUGCCAUGCGAUGAGCAGGGAGAGUGGGGGACGGAGCGCUGGGGCACCGGGGCUUGUCGGUCAUGCGUGGGCGCGACGUACGAGUAGGGAAGCGACGGGGUGGAGGUGGUGCCGUGGAGCAGCAACAAGUGAUGUGUCAUUGAUAUCUGGUUGCCAUGCCGUCAUGUAGGGAGAGAUAAAAUGAAUCAAUUGAGGAGGCAAGGGGGAGAUUAAGGAAGGAGGUGCAUAUGACAGGUGGGCCCACGUAGUAAGUGAGAGUAGUUUUUUUAGGCUGGGAUCACCUCUUUCCUAUUACACCAAACAAGAUUUUACUGUCAUAGGGUCGGGAUUGACUAGGAUUGAUAAAUACAGGGUGCUAAUUUCAGGGAUUAAAAGUUCAAGGUUCGAUUCCAACUACGCGUACAAAGUCAAGGUUUAAAAUAGACUUUUCUCCCUACCACAUGACAUUUUGCGGUAUCUUAUCUUAGGCCUUCUCCAAGUAAAUGAACACCAUAUACAGGUCCUUUUGCUCCCUGUAUCUCUCCAUAAGUUUUCGUACCGGGAAAAUGGCUUCCAUGAUCGACCUCCUAGACAUGAAACCAAACUGAUUUUUGGUCAUGCUUGUCAUUCUUAAGCGGUGCUCAAUGACUCUCCUAUAGUUUCAUUGUAUGGCUCAUCAGCUUAAUUCCAUGGUAAUUAGUACAACUUUGAAGAUCCUCUUUGUUCUUGAAGAUUGGUACUAAUAUACUCCGCCUCCAUUCUUCUGGCAUCUUGUUUGCCCGAAAAAUGAGGUUGAAAAGCUUAGUUAGCCAUACUAUCGCUAUGUCUUUGAGGCCUCUCCACACCUCAAUGGGGCUACAAUCAGGACCCAUUGCCCUGCCUCCUUUCAUCCUUUUUAAAGCAUCGCAGACCUUAGACUCUCGGAUUUGCACAAAACGCCUGCUGGUAUCAUCAAAGGAGUCGUCCAGUUCAAUGAUAGAGCUCUCAUUCUCUCCAUUGAACAGCUUGUGGAAGUACUCCCACCAUCUAUGCUUAAUCUCCUCGUCCUUUACCAGGAGCUGAUCUGCUCCGUCCUUGAUGCAUUUCACUUGGUCGACAUCCCUCGUCUCCCUCUCUCGGAUCUUGGCCAUCUUGUAGAUGUCCCUUCCUUCGUGUCUAAGCACUGGUAGAGGUCCUCAUAUGCCCGACCCCUUGCUUCACUCACAGCUCGCUUUGCGGCCUUCUUUGCCACCUUGUACUUUAUGUUGUCUGCACUCCUAUCCAGGUGUAGCCGUUUGAGACAAUCUUUCUUCUCCUUACCAGGUAUCUUUAGCUUCGCUUCUACUUUAGGGCACUCCAAACUCCUUUGAAGCCACCUUACAAAUGCAAAUCGCCAUCUUCAUCCACAUAUUGCCUGCAUCACCUCCUUCCUCCCAAGGGCCCUCCUUAAUGACCAUCUCCUUGAAAGCCUGAGCUGCCUCCUCCUUGAGCUUCCACCACUUCGUUCUAGCGACUUUGGCACGCUUAUCCUGCUGGCCACGAAUCCGAAAGCGGAAGUCAGCCACCACAAGCUUAUGCUGAGGGACAAAACUCUCUCCAGGUAUCACCUUACAAUCUAGGCAAGCAUGUCUAUCUUCUCUUCUCGACAGGACGAAAUCAAUCUGGCUAAAGUGUUGACAACUACUAAAAGUCAGUAGACGUGAUUCUUUCUUUCUAAAGAGGGUGUCAGUUUCGAUCAUAUCGUAGGCUAGAGCAAAGCUUAGGACAUCUUGUCCUUCUUGAUUCCUGAUGUGAUAGCCAAAGCCCUCAUGCACCCCUUCAAAACCUGUGUUAGAUGUACCCAUGUGGCCAUUGAGAUCUCCUAUGAAGUGCUUGUCGCCAAUAAGUACACUCCUAACCAUGUCCUCCAGACCUUCCCAGAACUUGGUGUUCUGAUUGUGACCUACUUGCGGGGUAUAUGCGCUGAUAACAUUGAGAAUUAAGUCCCCAACUACCAGCUUGACCAGGAUAAUCCGGUCCCCACUCAUGAAGUUCUCAUUUUGGCCUACUUGCAGGGUAUACGCGCUGAUAACAUUGAGAACUAAGUCCCCAACUAGCAGCUUGACCAGGAUAAUCCGGUCCCCAUGCCUCUUGACGUCUACCACCCCAUACUUGAGACUCUUGUUGAUCAAGAUGCCUACUCCAUUUCUGUUUGCAGUUGUCUGCGUGUACCACAGCUUGAAGCCAGUGUCCUCCCACCUCCUUCGCCUUCUGUGCUCUUCAUUUGGUUUCUUGGACGCAAUGGAUAUCAACACCUCUCCUCACCGAUGUAUCAACUAGCUCCCGUAGUUUACCUGCUGGGGACCUACGUUCCAGCUAAAACCCUACAGGAACGUAGUGCAUAUGAUAGCUGUAGGGUAAGGACCCGCUUAGGUAGCUGGAACGUAGGGUCCCUAGCAGGUAAACCCUACAGCUAUCAUAUGCACAGUCCUAGAUGGCAGUCAUGCAUUAAGCAAUCAAGCUUCUAAUACAUUAGUGAUAUUAAUUAAGGGGUAUGUUAAUAAUAUCUCAGUUCAACAACUGAUGGCAUACUUCAAGCAGUCAUGUUGAUUGUACCAGCUAUAUCCUUCUUGCUGCACUUGAUAACUUAAUGAGAAAAUUGAAUACAUGGUUACAUUCAGGAUACCUGGCACAUUGUUCAUCUGCUAGAUCAGUGAUUACAGGUUACAAAUUCGCAUUUUGUUUGGCAAGCUACAAUUAAAUUAUAAAUAAGAUUCUUUACACGACUAUACAUAAGAUCUACAAAGCGCGGACACGCAAAAACAGCUACAUCGGCAUCCUAGUAUGGGUGGACACGGCGAUACGCGUAUCCUGCAGUAUCCCAUCUUUUCCGAAUUAAAAAAAACUAAAUAGGGAUAUGCUGUGGACACGGUGGGGCCUCUUGGGGCCUCUGGAGGCCAGUAACGGCCCUAUGCAAACCCUACUAUUGGCAGGUUUGCACGCAUGAGCGCCACAAAAGGGACGAGCUGCUCCAGGCUCCAGCGACUCCGCCACUGCCGCUGUUUUCCACAAGACCAGCAGCCUCUCCUCCCGACGACAACCAUGCUCAAGUAGGUAACCUCAAUCUCUUCAUCUCUUUGUGACUCAUUUUUUUGCUGUUGAGCUGCUGCUGCUAGCUUCCCCGUGCGGCCAUGCCAUUGCUGCUUGGGUUUUUGAUUAGCUGCAUGCUGUUGUGCUGCUUGAAUGCUUUUGGUUGGGUUCUUUUCUUCGUGCUGCUGUUGAGCGUUGACUGUCAUUGCUGCUUGCUGUUAGGGAGCAUGGCAUCUGGGAGCGCCGCCGCCGGCAGCCAAUCGUCCGUGGGUGAGAGUGAAGGCUCCUAGUUAUCAUGUUAUGAGUGGACUGUGUUAUGCUGUCAUGUUGUGUCUACUGUCUAGUGUGUACUAUGGUUUAUUUUUGUAAUACCGCGUCAUGUUGGGAGCUUGAGAUUGCCAAACCAUACUGCACUUGGGAGCCAAAUACAUUGGACAUUUGGAAAGCAAAUGUCUUUACUGUUUUCAUGUUCUGUACCACUUAAGAUUAUGUCUUCUUAAGUUUCUAAUACUAGCAUUUGAUGUAUUUUGCAAGUUGCAAUGACAUGGGCCUGGAGGACCAAUUAAUUCAAUCAUUGAACACUUGAGAAAAAGGAGACAGCAAAUGGGGCAGUAUUCUGAUCUCAUCUCAGUUUCUCAUUAAUCUUUUGUCUUUAACUCCUUAUUGCAUGGUGUAUUUUUAAUUUAUAUAUAUUCUCCGUAUCCCGGUGUGGCUGUUUUUGGAAAAUGCCGUAUCCCGUGUCCCCGAUGCGUAUCGCCGUGUCCGUGUCCUCGUAUCCGUGCUUUUUAGCAUAAGAUUUGGAUCUUUAUCAUUAGUAGGUGUGAAUGACAUUGAUCCAGUGAACCAGAUUCUUCCAGAGCCACUUGAUGACAUGAACUUGGUAAAUCAUAGUGAGAACGGCAGAUUGAGAUCGAAGGUAUGGAUGGACUUUACACCUGUCUAUGUUGAGGGGAGAAUCCAGGGUGCUGACUGUGUCCAUUGCCACACACGACUUAGUGCAGAAAAGAGUACAUGCGAUUUAAACCAACACACUCAGACUUGUUCAGCACGGGCUGGAACUAGUGUAAAUCAUCAGAAAGAUGGGCUUUUCUUGUCCAGUGUACCAAUUUUUAAAUCUAGGGUGAAGGAUGAACUUUUACCUGCCUUGACAAAUGGUAAGGUUCAGAUUGCAGAAUAUGCUAGCAGGUUCCACUUGGGUUAUAAUUCUAGUGACAAAACUUGUCAAAAUCAGCACAUUCUGGCUUUACCAGCAGACAACAUGACCCCAAUGGAACAGUAUAAGUCGUCUGCUCGUACUCCAGAUGUCAAGAUCAGGAAAUUUGAUCAAGAAGCAUCUUAUCAAGAGCUAACUAGGAUGAUAAUAAUGCAUGGCUAUCCCCUGUCAAUUGUGGAGCAUGAAGAAAUGAAAAGAUUUGCGAAGGGCCUUAACCCUGUGUUUAACAUGGCUUCAAGCCUAGAUAUGGAAGAAUAUUCAAUUCUGCUGUUUCAGAAAGAGAAGUCUGACCUUAAGGAGAAAAUUGCACUUUCGUCACGACGAGUUUCGUUAUCAGCAAGUGUGUGGGUCCCUCAUGGAGCUGAUCCCACAGUAAAGUACCUGUGUUUGACCGCGCAUUUUAUUGAUGCUGAAUGGAAGCUUCAAAGGAGAAUAAUCAAGUUUGGUGUGCUUUGGUCCUCACCUUCUGAUUUGGAAAGGAUGAUACACUGUAAGGAGGCUUGUGUGCUAGAAUCUGAGGUUGGGGCGUAUAAUGUCAUAUGGGAAGCUAUAAGAGAGUGGAAUCUUGACAGGAAGCUUUUCUGCUUGACAUCUGUAAGCGAAAUAAGAAACAGUGGAAGUAUCUCAAAGCUGAAGGACAUGCUUAUACAGAGGAACUGUCUUCCUAUUAGAGGUGAGCUAUACAAUAUUGCUUGUGUGGAUGAUAUGGUUGACAGCGUUCUUUCGAAAGGGCAACCAUUGCUUUAUCGUGUCGGUGAUCUGCUAGAGAGAUUUAUUCAAGCACGUGCAUUUUCAUCGCUGACUCAGCAGCAACUUUUGGAAGUUGCUAACGAUGUUGAUAUGAAGUGCCCCCAUGAAGAUGCAAAAUGGUGGCAUAAAAUUUACUUUAGACUUGAGGUUCUUUUGCAUUUCAAGAAGUUACUUCCCUCUGAAGAAUUUGUAUCUGUGGAAGAAAUGAAAAUUGUUGAGCCUAUCUAUAAGAUUUUGAGGGUUUUCUAUCGAGUCGUUGAAGUAAUGUCUGGGGCUGUUUGCCUGACAGCAAAUAUGUACUUCCAUGAAGUAUGGAAAGUUAGGACGAUUUUGCAAGAAGAAGCAUGUACUGAACACUCCGACGUUGCUAGCAUGAUUAGAGAGAUGCAGGAAGCAUUCAAUGAAUAUUGGGCAAAGUCGUACUUGUGGUUGUCAGUGCCUGUUGUUCUUGAUCCGAGAUUCAAAAUUACUUUUAUCGAUUUCCGUCUUAAACGAGCUUUUGGCACUGAUGCAACAAAGUAUGUAAAUGAUGUAGCUGAAAUAGUGAGGGAAUUGUUUCAUGAAUAUUGCACCCCCGUGGAUCAGCUGAAUGUUAAGACUUCACAUUGCGAAGUUCAAAAUGUUGAAAUAGAUGGAUUUGACAGUGAUUUAUUGGAAGAUUGGGAUCAGCAUCUUACUGCACAGACAAGGAGUCAACUAUUGUCGGAGCUUGACAGCUAUCUUGAAGAUGGUCUUCUUCCACGGAAGGAUGAUUUUGAUAUUCUAAACUGGUGGAUGAGUCAUUCUUCGAAGUAUCCAACCCUCUCAAAAAUGGUGCAGGAUGUCUUGGCAAUGCCAUCAUCUGCUGUUCACUGCGAGGCAGCAUUCAGCAGUGAGGGCCCAGUAAUUCAUAAGCAGUGGAGCACAUUAAACAUCAAGACAAUUGAAGCACUUGUGUGUACCCGAGAUUGGAUUAGCUAGGUGGCUCCAUGUUAUGCUACAGAAUGCUCUUCAUGGAGAGAAGGCUAUGCGUUGUACAAAUACCCAUUCUUCUUCUAACAUUGGAGGAUGCUAUUGCUAGGACGACUUACUAACGAACCAUUCUGUUUCCGUGCCGGACAUAGUUCACAGCGUCUCAAACAUUUCUGCAUUCCUCUCUCAAACAAAUGUACACAUCGGCUCGUCGCAGAAGCUUGUUCUUGGGGUGUAUCAUGCUAUGUUGUUCCCUGUGUUUAGAUCUGGGGCUCCUGCCCAGACGCUCGCGUGCAGUGCCUAUGGUUCGCUCUUGUUUUAACCUAACGAGGAUCAGUUGUGUAAAUUGUAUGGAAGACAUUCGCUGUUCAAUUUACUAGUGGCCAUUACGUUUGCUGGA
This is a messenger RNA of Triticum aestivum (bread wheat), 8084 nucleotides long. RefSeq names its product zinc finger BED domain-containing protein RICESLEEPER 2. The coding region runs from base 5642 to 7693 and encodes 683 amino acids. The transcript is spliced from 3 exons. Gene Ontology annotation, molecular function: DNA binding; protein dimerization activity. The record is from RefSeq and is a predicted model, not a curated record. NCBI's taxonomy places the organism in Eukaryota, Viridiplantae, Streptophyta, Magnoliopsida, Poales, Poaceae.